GAUUUUGAAUGUGAUGAUGCACACGAGGAUAUUGAUCCUCGUCAAAUACAAUGCACGCCAACGCCGCGUGAAACAGUCAGUGGCGUAACAGGCGAGAUAGCAAUGGAGUUAAUGGCGUGUUUGAAACCGAGAAGUGGACACGCUGCCGCUACUGCGAGAGUACCUGUGCGGUUUAUAUCUGUACCGUGUUCACUGGCUACAUACAUGUAUCUUGGCCAUGAAACAGUAAACGGGAUUAAAGCAAGU
This is a messenger RNA of Heterotrigona itama, 246 nucleotides long. The record is from the annotation of a GenBank genome assembly. NCBI's taxonomy places the organism in Eukaryota, Metazoa, Arthropoda, Insecta, Hymenoptera, Apidae.